Eucalyptus grandis is the source of this 1266-nucleotide messenger RNA. RefSeq names its product putative ubiquitin-conjugating enzyme E2 38. Lineage: Eukaryota; Viridiplantae; Streptophyta; Magnoliopsida; Myrtales; Myrtaceae. Gene Ontology annotation, molecular function: ubiquitin conjugating enzyme activity. The transcript is spliced from 2 exons. The record is from RefSeq and is a predicted model, not a curated record. Bases 1 to 1266 code for a protein of 421 amino acids.
AUGUUAAGGAACAAGCGCCGCAAAACCCCGCCCCUCGCUCCUUCUUCUUCCUCCGCCUGCGGCGGUGGCGGCAGCAGCGUCUCAGACGUCGCCGAGCCCAAUGGGGCGACGUCGGAGAUCGAAGAGAUCGAGCCCUUCCCGCGCUUCGACAUUGUCGCAGACGACUCGGACCACUUCUACCGCAACUCCAGCCAGACCAUCCCGGCCUCGACCCAGAAGAGGAUCAUGCACGAGUGGAAGCUCCUGGAGCAGCACCUGCCGGAGUCAAUCACCGUGCGGGCCUACGAGAAGAAGGUUGGCCUCCUGCGGGCCGCCAUCGUGGGCGCCGCCGCCACGCCCUACCACGACGGCCUCUACUUCUUCGACAUAUUUUUCCCUCCCAAUUACCCGGCGAAGCCGCCUCAGGUCCACUACCUGUCGUUUGGGUACCGGAUCAACCCGAACCUCUACACGAACGGCACCGUCUGCUUGAGCUUGCUCAAUACGUGGAGCGGUAGCUUUCUCGAGAGAUGGAACCCGAAGGAGUCGACCAUCCUGCAGGUGCUGCUGUCGAUCCAAGCCCUCGUGCUCAACGAGCGACCCUUCUUCAACGAGCCCGCCUACGGCAUCUUCAUGUCCGGAACUUCCGCCGAGAAGUAUUCCUUCGCCUACAACGAGGACGCCUUCGUCCUCUCGUGCAAGUCCAUGCUGCACCUGCUCGCCAAGCCCCCGAGAGGGUUCGAGUUUUUUGUCGCGUGGCACUUCCGGGACCGGGCCCGCACCAUACUCCGUGCCUGCGAGGCUUACGCCAGUGGGCGAGUCCGGGUUGGGUACUUCCAGGAUGGGGCUCCCCCGGAGGGUCCGUCGUCUAAGGUGGCGGUGCCGCAAAAGUUCAAAGAGUCCAUGAAGAGCUUGUAUCCGCAGCUAUUCAAAGCGUUCAGCAAAGAAGGAGCUUCGUUAGCUGGUUUGCGUGAAGAGCAGAGUUCGGGCCAGAAGGGCGGUGACCCGCUUCCGGUGCCAGAAAAGAAGGGUCUAGCGGACCAGAAGGGCGGCAACCUGCCUCCGGUGCCGGGAAAGAAGGGUCUAGCGGACCAGAAGGGUGGCAACCCGCUUCCGGUGCCGGGAAAGAAGGGUCUAGCGGACCAGAAGGGCGGUGACCUGCCUCCGGCCCUGGGAAUGAAUAGUUUAGUGGACCGGAAGGGCGGCAACCUGCCUCCGGUGCCGGGAAAGAAGGGUUUAGUGGUGAGUGUCCUCGGAACGGUUAAGAAGUUCUUGGGAUUGAAAUAG